GCAGCCAUUGAAAUGCAUGUCUUUUGUGUAGCUCUCUAGUUCCCCUUGCAAAGGUGAAAGCUUUUGCUGGACUCGUGUUUGUUUUGGUGAAGAAUAAUGCUUUGGAUUGGGAGUGAAGAAAUGAGCCUAGACAAGCUGCUGGAGAGACUGAAUUCUGUAUCCGAAUGCACGGAUGAGAUCAUGCAGCAAGACACAAGUCCGCUACAUGCUGUGGAAAUUGAAAACCAGCUGACGAAGCAGUUUGCCUUUCUGUCGGGUGGCCGAGGAGAAAACAGCUGUCCAAUCAUCACCUUUCCAGAGUACCCAGCCUUCGCGGAUAUCCAAGACAAGGAGUUCCAUGAUGUGCUAACAUAUCUCACCAGCAUUCCAAGCUUGCAGGCAGCCGGAGUCGGGUUUGUCGUCAUCAUAGACCGGAGGCAGGACCGAUGGAGCUCCGUGAAAGGCACCCUUCUGCGCAUAGCGGGCUCCUUCCCUGGGAAUCUGCAGCUUGUCUUGGUUCUCCGCCCCACUGGCUUUCUGCAACGCGCCUUAUCUGACUUUGUUUUUAAAUUCAACAAGGAUGAAUUUAAAAUGAAGGUGCCGAUCAUCAUGCUGAGUUCAGUGACAGAAUUGCACAGUUACAUAGAGAGAACCCAGCUCACCCAAGAACUUGGUGGUACGCUGAAAUAUUGCCACAAUGGGUGGAUUUCCCGCAGGAUUGCUAUUGAAGAUUUUGCGCUAAAAGUGAAGAAGACAGCUCAGAUCCUGCAGUCAUUUGGGACUGAACUUGCAGAGACUGAAUUGCCAAAUGACGUGGAAGCCACCAAGAGCCUCUUAACACAACACACGGAAAAGAAAGUGAAAAUGAAGACUGACCUGAGGAUGGCUUUGGGUCAAGGCCACGAACUGCUCAAGAACAUCAAUGAGCCGCUCGACAAGGACCCUGAUUACAAGCUCAAUCAAGAUGAAGUUGAAAACCUGAACACAGUUCAGAGGUUGCAGGGUCAGCUGAAUGAGACAGAAGCCGCUUUUGAUGAGUUCUGGGACCGGCAUCAUCUUAAGCUUGAGCAGUGCCUGCAGCUUCGCUACUUUGAGCAGGACUUCCGAGAGGUAAAGGCAUCCUUGGAUUUGGAAUCUGAGCGACUGUCAUCAUCCUCAGACUUUGGAAACACCUCAGCACAUGUGGAGUACCUUCUGCGGGAGCUCACCAGCCAUGAGGAGAAAACCUGUGAACUUCUAGACAGAGCAAAGGACCUUGCAUCUGAGGGGGACAAGCUUAUCAGGGACAAUCAUUAUGCAGUGGAUUCUAUUUCCCCCAAAUGUAAUGAACUCCGACUUUUGACAGAGGAUUUGGCUGCCUGUUUACAAACAAAGAAAGCACAACUUCAUAAGUCACUGGAGCUGCAUCAGUCACUGGAAAGGGCUGCCCAGUGGUGUGAUGAAGGCAUCUAUCUGUUAGCCUCACAACCUGUGGACAAAUUUCAGUCUCAAGAAGGCGCCGAGUCCGCCUUACAGGAGAUUGAGAGGUUUUUGGAGACUGCUUUAGGCCAGAGGCUAGAUGACAUGGGAUUGCUUUCUAAGGAUUAUGUCAGCAUACUGAAUGAUGAAUUCAAGGAGCGCAUCCAGAAGGUGUUCCAGAAGCAGGACACAAUGCAGGAAAUGUUUGAAAAACGGCGGAUGAGCCUGAAGAAGUUGGCCAUUAAACAGGCUCGUCCCGUUCAGCCAGUGGCUCCAAGGCCUGAGGCUUUCAUCAAGUCUUCUCGUUUAUCUCCAGGGUCACGCAGAGCUUCAGAGAACAGCUUGAGCCCAGAUCAUGAUGCCUUACACAGGCCGAACUUUCGAAAGGGAGAUGUAGACACAAGCAUUAAAAACAGGAGUGAAUCUGUGUCUGAGGAAGAAGAAAACCUUUCAGUGUUAAGAAGACAUGUAAUGAACGAACUGAUUGAUACGGAGAGAGCCUAUGUGGAAGAGCUGCUGUGUGUCCUGCAGGGCUACGCGGCAGAAAUGGACAGCCCACUAAUGAGCCAUCUACUACCAGCUGUGUUACACAACAAAAAGGACAUCCUCUUUGGUAAUAUGCCUGAAAUCUAUGAGUUCCACAACAGGGUAUUUCUUAAAGAACUGGAAAACUACGCUGACUAUCCUGAGCUUGUGGGGAGGUGUUUUCUUCGACGGAUGAAAGAUUUACGAAUCUAUGAGAAGUACUGUCAGAAUAAACCAAGGUCAGAGAGCUUGUGGCGGCAGUGCUCAGACUGCACUUUCUUCCAGGAAUGCCAAAGGAAGUUGGAACAUAAGUUAGGCCUGGACUCCUAUUUAUUAAAGCCCGUGCAGAGGAUAACCAAAUACCAGCUUUUGCUAAAGGAGCUGCUAAAAUACAGUAGGGGCUGCGAGGGAGCUGCUGAUCUUCAGGAUGCUUUGACUGCAAUUUUGGGGAUUCUUAAAUCUGUCAAUGACUCCAUGCAUCUCAUUGCUAUUACAGGAUUUGAUGGAAACUUAAAUGACCUUGGCAAAUUGUUAAUGCAAGGAUCUUUCAGUGUAUGGACGGAACACAAGAAGGGGCACUCAAAGGUCAAAGACUUGGCUCGCUUUAAGCCCAUGCAAAGACAUCUCUUUCUUCAUGAGAAGACCUUGUUGUUCUGUAAAAAGAGAGAAGAGAAUGGAGAAGGCUAUGAAAAGGCACCUUCAUAUAGCUUCAAGCAUUCCUUAAAUAUGAGUGCUGUUGGAAUCACUGAGAAUGCCAAAGGAGAUAAUAAAAAGUUUGAAAUCUGGUGUAAUGCCAGGGAGGAGGUGUAUAUCAUUCAGGCUCCUACGCCAGAAGUAAAAUCUGCUUGGGUGAACGAAAUCAGGAAGGUGUUGACGAGCCAGCUCAAUGCUUGUCGAGAAGCAAGCCAACAGCGAUCGUCUGAGCAGUAUCCUGCGCCUGGCACACCCAUCAGUUCCAGUAGUCCCUUUAAGAGCAGUUCUCGGAUCUCCAAGAAGAGUGAUGAGAGGAAGUGUGAGCCAGUGAGUCCAGAAGGCCAAUCACUUAAUCAUUUUGAGAAGAGCCGAGAUGAUGCAGUGACUAGCCCAACCUCGGAUCGCUCACCACUUUCUAGAAAGCGGUUUACUUUGCAGGGCUUCAGUAACCUUAAAAGUCAGAAAGAAUCAUCACCUCCUACAGCUAAAAGCCGAACACUGCCACUAGCACUUCUGUCACGCCCAGGAUCUCCACCGAGCCCUGACAAUAAGACUAAGCGGCAUGAAAUAAAGAGUGAUCCUACUCCAUUUGGUUUUAGAGGCUGGACUGCAACAACCCAUUCUCUGGAUGCAUCGGAGGAAAAUGAAGGGUAUUCAAGUGGUGAGGAACCAUCCAAUUCUUCAGAUGCAGAAGAGGAUUGUGGGAAGAAACUGUUGCCUGGUAAAUACACUGUAAUAGCAGAUUAUGACAAAAGGAACGCAGAGGAGUUGAUUUUCAGAAGUGGAGAAGUUGUGCAGCUAAUAAAAGAAGGGGAACAUGGGCAGUGGUUUGUGAAGAAUAUGAGUACAGUCAAAGAGGGUUGGAUUCCUGCUGCACAUCUGGUGACAUUAAUAGGGGGAUCCAAGUCUUCCCAGUCUUUGAGCAGUUCAGAGUCUUGCGCUGCAUCCAGUAACCUGAGCGCCUCGUCCAGUUGCAGCGACAGUUACACAGCCAGCAGCACCAGCAUGUCUGACAUCAAAGGCUAGGCAUCUCGGGUCUGAGUGGGCAAGUCCAGUUUGUGCAUCCAGAAGAUGACGUUCACGCAGGAGAGCCGUCAGGCUUGGGCAUUGUGUCCUUAUUUAUUAUAUGCAACCAAGUGAGACUGAUAUUGACAGCCAAGUGUUGAAAGGGACGGUCAAAGAACUUGUUUUCAAGGUCCUCCUUGAUCCCACAGACUUCUCCCGAAUUUAACAAGCACGUUCUCUUCCAAGAGAAAUCCACCCAGUCACACUUGAGCCAUUCCACUAUUUCCAUGUGCAUCAUGUGGGUUUUGAAAAGAAAUCCUGUACUGAAAUUGAGCCAGCACUGUGUUUACUUUGUACAGACGGUGAGGCCGUCACUUUGUCUUGGACAUCUCGGCCAGCAUAGUGUUUUUUCUUGUUGUCUUGUGUACGUCUUGUGACCGUUUUCCUGCUGCUUGUCCUACUCUUUUAUGUAACCCUUAACUUUCGGAGAGCAGAAAGGGGAGCAAAUUCUUAUCAGCGUUACCUCAUUUGAUGAUUUCCCCCUUUUUUGCUUUUUUUCCUGAAUAAGAGACAAAGUAGUAAACUGUGACCCCCAAACAGGACGAUGCCACAGGUGUCUUGUAAAUACUGUACAUUUCCAUACAGCCUCAAGAUCUGUGUAUAUAUUUGAAUGCUUGGUGUGUCUUGGGCUGUGAAGAUCAGAAAAGCAAUAGGAAUGAAAAUGAAAAGCACUCGCCGUGAAGGAGGAGCACCAACAGGACUGUUUUAGAGUUUGGCACCACUUUGUCAUCUAGUGAAAGCCAAUCAGAAUGCGGAUUCAAGAUUGUGUGUUUGUGGGUGUGCCAGAGUUGGCGGGGCUCACCGUUUACAGACUCCUUUACCAGUGUGUGCUUUCCCACAUUUGUCCAUUUUCUUUCACAGCGAUCCUUUUAAUUUGCACUCCAGGUCACUCGACUUACUACUGUACCUUUUAGCACUUUAUGCGGCACGCUGCAGCACAUUUCACUUUUUUGUAUGAUAAAAAUUGAAAGAGUAUAUGUAACUAAAGUGUAAUCUGAAUAAAGCUCAGUCGGUGGACGGCUAUAUUUUUCAAUU
This is a messenger RNA of Polypterus senegalus (gray bichir), 4755 nucleotides long. RefSeq names its product mcf.2 cell line derived transforming sequence-like a (gene mcf2la). Gene Ontology annotation, molecular function: guanyl-nucleotide exchange factor activity; protein binding. Gene Ontology annotation, cellular component: extrinsic component of membrane; cytoplasm. Bases 97 to 3681 code for a protein of 1194 amino acids. The record is from RefSeq and is a predicted model, not a curated record. The transcript has 33 exons. NCBI's taxonomy places the organism in Eukaryota, Metazoa, Chordata, Cladistia, Polypteriformes, Polypteridae. Gene Ontology annotation, biological process: positive regulation of Rho protein signal transduction; intracellular signal transduction.